GCCAAAGCAUCAUCAAUAUCAGAGGUCAUCAUGGGGUCGAGUUCGUCAUCUUAUGCCCCUAAAACUAUUUAUCUGGAUGUGGAUGGAAAAGUGCAAAGGGUGAUUUUCAGUCGUCACUGUAGCCCAUGUGAUAUUAAGGAGCUUCUCUGCUCAUCAUCCAAUAUUGCCAGAAACACAGCUAUACUUCUGAUUGACUCAGAAGGAGCACUGGUAUCUAUUGACCCCAGCAUGCCUGCAAACACUCCAAACAACUUAUAUAAGGUUAUGCCUCAUUCCACAAACCAAGGAGGAGAGAAGGAAGACAUGUUCCAGAACGUCCUGUCACAAGUGGCAGAGCAGUUCAGCAGGGCUUUUAGGAUCAAUGAGCUGAAGACUGAAGUGACCAACCGACUGGCCAUGCUGGAGAAGAGAGUGGAGCUGGAGGGACUUAAAGUGGUGGAAAUUGAGAAGUGUAAAAAUGAUCUGAAGAAAUUAAGGGAUGAAAUGACCUCUAGAGGAGGAGUGAGAAUGAACUGCAAUUGCAAAUAUAACUUUACUGAUGAUGGGAAGAAACUGUCUCCCAGGCGAGAUGUCCCAAGCUACCCAAAGUACACACUUUCUCAGGAAACUAUAGAGGCUCUGAAAAAGCCCACCUUUGAUGUAUGGCAUUGGGAACACAAUGAGAUGCUUAGCUGUCUGGAGUAUAUGUAUCAUGACCUUGGACUGGUUAAGGAGUUUAACAUUAACCCCAUAACUCUCAAAAGAUGGCUGCUUGCGAUUCAAGAAAACUACCGCGACAACCCUUUCCACAACUUCCGCCACUGCUUUUGUGUGAGCCAGAUGAUGUAUGGAAUGAUCCAUCUGUGUAACCUUCAGGAGAGGCUUACUAUGACAGACAUGUGUAUUUUGAUGACUGCAGCCGCGUGUCAUGACCUGGACCACCCGGGAUACAACAACACGUUUCAGAUUAAUGCUCGCACUGAGCUGGCCGUGCGCUAUAAUGAUAUCUCUCCUCUGGAGAACCAUCACUGUGCUGUGGCCUUCCAGAUCCUCUCUAUGCCUGAGUGCAACAUAUUUGCCAAUGUGGAGCCUGACUCCUUCAAACAGAUACGACAGGCGAUCAUUACUCUUAUUCUGGCGACAGAUAUGGCUAGACAUGGAGAGAUACUGGACUCCUUCAAACAGAAAGUGGACAACUUUGACUUUACCAAUGAGGAGCAUGUUAAAUGCCUGAAGAUGGUGUUGAUCAAGUGUUGUGACAUCUCCAAUGAGGUCAGACCCACUGAGGUGGCAGAGCCGUGGGUGGACUGUCUCCUGGAGGAGUACUUCAUGCAGAGUGACAGAGAAAAGUCAGAAGGUCUUCCUGUGGCUCCAUUUAUGGAUCGUGACAAAGUCACCAAACCAACAGCACAAAUUGGCUUCAUUAAAUUCGUCCUCAUCCCAAUGUUUGAGACCGUCAUGAAGCUCUUUCCACAGAUUGAGGAGAUCAUGGUUCAGCCUUUGAGGGACUCCCGUGAUCACUAUGAAGAGCUCAAGCAGAUAGAUGAUGCCAUGUCAGAGGCACAGAAGAAGAAAACAGAGAGCAUGUCUUUAGGUGGAAAAAAGAAAUAG
This is a messenger RNA of Sinocyclocheilus anshuiensis, 1590 nucleotides long. Its product is annotated as high affinity cGMP-specific 3',5'-cyclic phosphodiesterase 9A-like. Gene Ontology annotation, biological process: signal transduction. Lineage: Eukaryota; Metazoa; Chordata; Actinopteri; Cypriniformes; Cyprinidae. The transcript is spliced from 18 exons. The coding region runs from base 31 to 1590 and encodes 519 amino acids. Gene Ontology annotation, molecular function: 3',5'-cyclic-nucleotide phosphodiesterase activity. The record is from RefSeq and is a predicted model, not a curated record.